CAUGAAACUCCUCUCAAAACAUUUAUAAUGCACGGGUUGAUAAAUGCCUGUUAUUCUGCCUUUAAUUAAAUAUGCAAUCAUAAUUUAAUUCACCUGAUUGUAUUGCAAGCAAUAUUUAUAUCUGAACAUUUAUUUUGGGACGGUAGAUUGCUUUACGGCAUACGAGGGGGAGCUGUGACGGUCUUGGUAAUCUUGUACAUUGGUCAUUUGAAACUUGCUCGUGAGCGUUGUUAGAUGUAGAAAAUCAUCAACUAUUAGUUUUUUUUACCUUCCAAAAUCUGUUUAAUAUUUCAGUAAUAGUGCGCAGGUGCACAGGUCUGAUUACCGGGGAGCAAUAUUAGAAGAGAGAUGGACAAGGAGCCUGUAGGAUCGUCUAACCCGGGGUCAGGAGGAGGUGGAGGAGGAUUUGGCAGUUUAUUCAGAUCUACAGGUUCUGCUUAUUCAAAUUCCGAGCUCGCCGGUGUGCCUCUGUCUGGUAUGAGCCCUCUCUCACCUUAUCUCAAUGUGGACCCCAAAUAUCUUAUUCAGGAUGCAGAUGAGUUCAUAUUGCCCACUGGUGCCAACAAGACAAGAGGACGCUUUGAGCUGGCUUUCUUCACCAUUGGCUCCUGCUGUAUAUCAGGUGCACUCUUUGGAGCCGUCAAUGGAUUACGAAUGGGACUGACUGAAACUAGGAACAUGGCCUGGUCUAAACCUCGUAAUGUACAAAUAAUAAACCUGGUGACCCGUCAGGGAGCUACAUGGGCCAACACUCUGGGCUCAUUGGCUCUAUUAUACAGUGUAUUUGGUGUGAUCAUUGAAAAAACCAGAGGAGCAGAGGAUGAUCUCAACACCAUGGCUGCUGGCACAAUGACUGGCAUCCUCUACAAAUCCCCAGGGGGUCUGCGUGGAGCAGUUCGUGGAGGUGUGGUUGGUUUUGCAUUAUCAGGAUUGUACGCCUUGUACAACAACUGGGACCAUCUGAAAGGCAACUCCCCCACUCGCUACUGAGAAAAGAGGGUCAAGAGCAGACAUUCUGUGAGAUGUCAUAGCCUGGUAUAUGGGUCAGACCUAAAAAAACACUUUUUUUAAUUCUGAAUCUCUGCCUCUGAGAUUUAAACAACAUUACAACCUGCAAAUUUUUUCACUUAAUGCAAAUACUAUAUUUCACUUAGCUAUAAACAGCUGAUUCAUCUGUAGUUUAUGUUCUUGAUAGGCUUUUCUCAUGGGGUACAACUGAGUGCAAAACUUUCUUUUUAAAAAAAGCAUUUUCAUGCAAGUUGAGAAUAAGAAAUCAUGAAAUGAAUAAGUAAUGUUUGUAUAUAAACUGAAACUGUACUGUACAUUUGUCAUAUUUGAACCAGAAUCCCAGCAGAAUGUAAUCUUUCAGCUGUGUAAUUAUUUGCAAAAUGAAUUUUGGUUCCUGAUUUGUUGCACUGUGUCUUUAAGACUUGUUCUAAUUGCUUAUAAUAAUAACGUACUUAUUUUUCAUUCACUCUGAAUUGUAUAUGCUAAUAAAUAAAUAGUUAAUCCACAUAUAAAAGCCCAGGUUGUUGUUCAU
Messenger RNA from Hemibagrus wyckioides, 1540 nucleotides. RefSeq names its product translocase of inner mitochondrial membrane 23 homolog b (yeast) (gene timm23b). Lineage: Eukaryota; Metazoa; Chordata; Actinopteri; Siluriformes; Bagridae. The transcript has 8 exons. Bases 349 to 990 code for a protein of 213 amino acids. The record is from RefSeq and is a predicted model, not a curated record. Gene Ontology annotation, biological process: protein import into mitochondrial matrix. Gene Ontology annotation, cellular component: TIM23 mitochondrial import inner membrane translocase complex; mitochondrial inner membrane. Gene Ontology annotation, molecular function: transmembrane protein transporter activity.